This is a messenger RNA of Uloborus diversus, 2306 nucleotides long. Its product is annotated as mitochondrial potassium channel ATP-binding subunit-like. Gene Ontology annotation, cellular component: membrane. Gene Ontology annotation, molecular function: ATP hydrolysis activity; ABC-type oligopeptide transporter activity; ATP binding. NCBI's taxonomy places the organism in Eukaryota, Metazoa, Arthropoda, Arachnida, Araneae, Uloboridae. The transcript is spliced from 19 exons. The coding region runs from base 129 to 2264 and encodes 711 amino acids. The record is from RefSeq and is a predicted model, not a curated record. Gene Ontology annotation, biological process: transmembrane transport.
GUUUUGUGAUGUUGCUGAAACUUCAAAUGUGACUCGAGUUUUCUUGGUUGUGACGGCAGCUGAAAUUCGUAAAUUAGACAAUACAUUUGCUUUUAUAAAGUAAAAGCUUGCCUAAUAAAUAGUUUAAAAUGAUGUGGCUCCUGAUUCAACGUUCUUUACACUGUUGGAAAUUUCAAAAAGUUGCACCAUAUGCAUAUGUCAGUUCAGCCAGGUCUGGUUUGAUCUCGUUUUCAACUUGGAGACAGAACUUUUCCACCAGUAAAAGGAUUUUUAAAACGUUUCAAAAAAUAUUUUCAAAGAAGAAAAAUCUGUCCGGAAAGAAGUUAAAAAAUAAUUCAAAAUUAUUUGGUGGUCUUUUAUGUUCAUGCCUAUUAUCACCAUUGAAGCUAUCUGUAGUACAUUGUGACAGUCAAGUCCUGCCACAUACCAGAAUUGUUGGCAUUAACAGUAUCGAAAAUUUACACCAAGAAGCAAAAUUUGACUGGAAAAAAUUCUUGUUGCUUGUGAAAAGUGAAGUUUAUUACAUAAUAUUUGCUGUUGUUAGUGCUCUUGUUGUUGCUUAUCUCAACAUACGAAUUCCUAUUGCUUUGGGGGAUAUAGUUAAUGUGGUGUCUUCAUUUACAUUUGAUCAAAUGUAUGGGCAGGAUGCUGCAACUUUUAUAAGUGAACUCCGAAAACCUGCCAUCAAUCUCAUUUACAUGUAUCUUGUACAGAGUUUGUUUACUUUUGCAUAUAUUUCUACACUUUCUGUAUCUGGUGAAAGAGUUGCACGCAAUAUGAGAAGAGAGCUGUUUUCUUCUGUUAUUGAACAAGAUAUUGCAUUUUUUGAUGCUCAUAAGACUGGAGAAAUUUCUAGUAGAUUGACUAAUGAUGUUCAAGAAUUCAAGAGUUGUUAUAAACUUUGUAUCUCUCAAGGUUUAAGAAGCAUUGCUCAGACUGCGGGCUGCAUUGUUUCAUUGUAUUUAAUUUCCCCAAAAAUGACUGGUUUAAUGGUUUGUAUUGUUCCAGUUAUUGUCUUAACUGGCACUUUUAUAGGAAGAAUUUUAAGGCAGAUGUCAAAGCAUGCACAAUCUCAGAUUGCUCAGGCAUCUGCUGUUGCUGAUGAAGCAAUUGGAAACAUAAAAACUGUUCGUUCAUUUGCAAUGGAGGAAGCUGAAAAGAGUCUGUAUGAUAGCCAAAUAGAUGAAGUACGAAAAUUAAAUAGCAGAUUGGGCAUUGGAAUUGGUCUUUUUCAAGGACUGACAAAUCUUGCGCUAAAUGGCAUUGUGCUGGGGGUUUUAUGUGUUGGUGGAACUUUAAUGUGUACAUCAGAGAUGACUCCUGGGAGUAUGAUGGCAUUUCUUGUAGCUACGCAGACUAUACAAAAGUCAUUGGCUCAUCUUUCACUAUUGUUUGGACAGUUCAUCAGAGGCUUAGCUGCUGGUGCUAGAAUUUUCCAAUACAUGAAUUUAUCCCCAGAAAUUCGUUUGAGAGGAGGGUGUGUGUUGGAAAAAGAAUUGAAAGGUGAAGUCAAAUUUAACGAUGUCUAUUUUACAUAUCCAACUCGACCAGAUCAGAUUGUUUUGAAGAAAUUUAAUUUAACAUUGCCUCGUGGAAAAAUGGUUGCUUUGUGUGGUUCAUCUGGUGGUGGUAAAUCAACUGUUGCUGCUCUUUUAGAACGAUUUUAUGAUGUGAGUAGUGGAAGCAUAACAAUUGAUAACAUUGAUAUAAAAUCCUUAGAUCCUAGUUGGGUUCGUGGAAAACUUAUUGGAUAUAUUGAUCAGGAGCCUGUUCUGUUUGCAACAACUAUAAUGGAAAAUAUUAGAUAUGGGAAACCGGAUGCUUCAGAUGAAGAAGUCAUCGAAGCAGCAAAAAUGGCAAAUGCUCAUGGUUUUAUUAGUCAAUUUGUGGAUGGCUAUGAUACAAUGCUUGGUGAGCGUGGAGCUACUGUGUCUGGUGGGCAGAAACAAAGAAUUGCUAUUGCAAGGGCACUGUUGAAGGAUCCAAAAAUUUUAAUUCUUGAUGAAGCAACAAGUGCAUUGGAUGUUGAAUCAGAAAAAGUUGUUCAGGAAGCCCUGGAUUAUGCUGUUAAAGGUCGCACAGUUUUAGUAAUAGCUCAUAGGUUGAGUACCAUUCAAAAUGCAGAUUAUAUUACUGUCAUAACAAAUGGAGUAGUAUCUGAGAUUGGAAAUCAUGCAACCUUAUUCAAUAAAAAAGGAUUAUAUUGGAAUCUUAUAAAAAAACAACAAGUAGAAAAUGAAGACAAUUCCAGCAUUGAAAAUUAAUGAUGAAAUAAUAUCUGUGAAAUGAUUUUAUAUUUAGUAAUU